Messenger RNA from Striga hermonthica, 1011 nucleotides. NCBI's taxonomy places the organism in Eukaryota, Viridiplantae, Streptophyta, Magnoliopsida, Lamiales, Orobanchaceae. The record is from the annotation of a GenBank genome assembly.
AUGGCAAACUGUGGUGGCCAAGAACAACACAUGAACCUUGACAGCUCAUUGUGCCAAAAAAGUCCAUGUGAAAAACAAAUCAGCCCCACCAACACCUUUGAUAUGGAAACCUUCUCGCAAAUCAAUCAUCUCCGCACUUUCUCCGGCUCCACUUUUCCUCUCCCGACAUCAUCAAGAUCGACCGACACAAACGCCAUCCGCGAUGGAUUCAGCCUCCCGCCACAGCAUCACAUCCCCAACGGGCACAAGAAGCAGUACAGGCACAGCGACAGCUUUUCGUCCGUGAAUUCGGAUAAUCAUUCGACAUGCACAGAGGGGCUGGGGCUCGAGAGCUUCAAUGACGUCGACGAGUUUUUCAAAAAUGAAAUCUUUAGUAGGGAUAACAACAAUACUCGCAAUCGGAAAUUGCGAGAGACUCGAGGUCUCACGAGAAACGAGUUGAAAAGAUCGAGAAGCUGCGGCAUGGGCGAACUCCCGCCUCCAAUCUCUUGUAUAGGCAAAUGUGGGAAGCCGUUUGUGAGCUUCAAGUCAUUCAGGCAAGACGGGAGGUUCGUUCUUAAGGAGAUAAGGAUCCCGGAAUUACUGCACGUGUGCCGUGAAAACGGACGGUUGAAAUUGCAGUUCAUCCAGUCUGAUGACGACGACGACGAUGAUGAUGCUAUCGAUGGCGCUACCCAACACUCACGUGCAGACGACGUCGCUCAACGCUCACGCACCCUCAUCUCCACGCCCGUGUGCCCUGUCUACAGCCAACUGACCCCCAGCGCCUCUGCGCAAUGCACUGCAGCGCCACAGCUUCGCGCCAGUGCGCCAUUGCCAGCCGAUGAUGCUCUGCUCCCGACAGCGCCCUCCUCCUGCCACAACCGCCCGCGCCUGCCUCCGAGACCGAGCCAAUACCAGCAGCCGGCAACGCACCAGCGCGCGCCAGCGUCCGAGAUAGCACCAGCACGACCAGCGUGCGUGCUUAGCCAGCCCAGUCGAGGCUCAGCCUUGUGCGCCCCCGAACAGUGA